GCGACAUAUUCAGCAGAAACAUGCAAUUGAUGGGUAAGUUCAAAAGGAUGUGUGUAUUUUGUGGAAGUAAUUCAGGGCACAGAAAGAUAUUCAGUGAUGCAGCUCUUCAACUUGGGAAAGAACUGGUGGAGAGGAAGAUGGAUUUGGUGUAUGGAGGAGGAAGUGUAGGGUUGAUGGGGUUGGUUUCUCAAACAGUUUAUGAUGGCGGAUGUCAUGUUCUUGGAGUAAUCCCAACAGUCCUAAUUCCCCUUGAGAUAUCAGGUAAUUCAGUAGGAGAAGUAUUGGUUGUAUCGGAUAUGCAUGAAAGAAAGGCUGAGAUGGCACGUCGAGCUGAUGCUUUCAUUGCAUUGCCUGGUGGGUAUGGAACCAUGGAAGAGUUGCUUGAGAUGAUAACAUGGUCUCAGCUUGGAAUCCAUCAUAAACCAGUGGGUCUCUUGAACAUUGAUGGGUAUUAUGAUUGCUUGCUUCGUCUGUUUGACAAAGGUGUGGAAGAGGGGUUUAUCAAUUUAUCUUCUAGGAAUAUUGUCAUAUCUGCAAAAACUGCUACAGAGCUGAUACAGAAGAUGGAGGUACUGGAAUACAUACCUUUGCAUAAUCAAGUGGCUCCAACCCAAAACUGGAAUGUGGAGGAGAACCAUGCAAAUGGUUUGUUUUAGAUGAAAGCAAGGAUUGAAUUUAAUUACAUUUGAUUUUCUAUAGUUUAAUUUGCGUCUUGAGAUUGUGGAUGUAAUUGAUACAAUUGAUAUGGUAUUUCCUUCCAGAUGAAAUAACAAAUGUGCCUCUUAAGACAUAAUUCUUCAUUCCCAUAUGCAUAAAACCUAUAAACUGUUUAAGCAUUCUGUAAAACUAAGAACACCAAAGGCGACUUUAAGGAACGAUAUGGCUACAUGAGGAAUUUUGGAGUUAAACCGAUGCAAAAAGUUUCAAAUUAUCUGCAGGUUGAAAUGUAAAUCUAAAUGUGCUGCAUCGAUCUAGACCUUUGACUCAACUUUUCAAUUCAAAUUUCGCUCAAUGGAAUUGACUACAACUUGUAAGAGAUAAAACUGAUAUAGGCUUUGAUGUGAUCAAUAAUACAACAUAUAUAGCCUUUGAUGAUCAAUAUGAAUUGCCAACAUCCAAUACAAUAAAAGAACAAGCAAAUAACAGCAAUAAGCCUCACACGAAUUCAACUGUAUCAUUCGAAAAGUGAAUCAAAAUAG
This is a messenger RNA of Pyrus x bretschneideri (Chinese white pear), 1199 nucleotides long. Its product is annotated as cytokinin riboside 5'-monophosphate phosphoribohydrolase LOG8-like. The record is from RefSeq and is a predicted model, not a curated record. Lineage: Eukaryota; Viridiplantae; Streptophyta; Magnoliopsida; Rosales; Rosaceae. The transcript has 7 exons. Gene Ontology annotation, biological process: cytokinin biosynthetic process. Bases 21 to 656 code for a protein of 211 amino acids. Gene Ontology annotation, molecular function: hydrolase activity, hydrolyzing N-glycosyl compounds. Gene Ontology annotation, cellular component: nucleus; cytosol.